AUGAGUGACCUAGUCAACAGAGAUGGCAUGCCCUGGCCCAGGUACCCAAAUGCACCAUGCUUUACAGGGGAUCCAUUUGUGGUCCUCACGCAUUUACAGCAUGUAGAUCGCCUUGGACAGAUGAACAACCUAUUGGGCACCCAGCGCAUCAAAGAGCUAUGGCAGGGACUGCCUGAAUAUAGACAAGGUAGCUUCGAAGAUUUCACUAAUGAGAUUAUGUCUAUGUAUCCAGAAACAGGACAAAACACAUAUAUGCGACCUGCCAUCCAAGCGCCCACUGUGUGCGCACCUCAGGAGCCAGAACACACCUUAGAGCGACCAGAGAUCACGCCUAUAGUGCCUCAAUGUGCCCCAAGUAUUGCUAAUCCCAGUCUAGAUCUCCCAGAAGUACCAGUCAUUGAACUUGCCCCACCACCAGCCCAAGUCAAAGCACCCAUUGUAUCACCUCAAAGCAAAAUACGCGACCCUAUCCUCAUCCCCAUCUCCCAAGAAGCGCCCUUUGACAAAAUUGCAUCAUUGCCAGCUUAUAUCGAAGCACCCAUUAUGCGUGCACCUCCAGAGCCCAUACCCAAACCAGAGUAUCCAUCAGCAGAAGUCACCCCACCCCAGCUCAAAAUACACGAGCCCAUCAUCAUCCCAAUGCUUCCAGAAGCACCUCUGGAAGAGAUCUUGUCACCGAUAGUCAGGGAUGACUCUAAAUAUCUAUUGCACAUUUACGCGUCUAUUCCAAAGCUUUCUAUUGUGUUAGAAGCUCAUCUUACACCACCAGUCAACCAGAUCAGGGAUGACUCUAAACAUCUAUUGCCCAUUCACACACCCAUUCACGCGCCUAUCCCAGAGUCUCCUGCAGUGUCAGAGGCUCAUUAUGCGACACUAUCCGACCAGACAUACAGUGACUAUUGUCUGCCAGUGAAACAUCCGUGCAUUGCAUCACCUAUCCACCAAGUAGAGUAUGUCUCAGGCGACUCUGAGGCGCCUUCAGAGUGCUGUAUUGCGCCUGAGGUCGCGCAGGUUGCGCACUUAGAGGCACUGAGCCAUUUGCCUUCAUCUUCGCAUCAGUUCACCAUUAUUUCGUCAUUCAUGCGCUGCAUUCGCGCACCACGCACCUAUAUUCCUGCGCUAUAUGCGACCAUCAUUGCAGAAGAGUCUUCCUGCUAUCGCAUUUUUACUGCUUCAUCAUUUUCAAGUUGCUUUUCUUGGACUUCAUAUCAGUCCCGCCUUAAUCUGACGCCUAUGCGCGACUUACACGCUCGCCUUGCGCAUAUUCACACGCCUAUCGCAUUUUUCAUCACCUCUGAUUUCGCAUAUUUCACCUUAAUUCGCAUUUUCCACUCAUCCACUUAUUAUGUUGAUAUUGUCCUUAUAAAUCCUAUCAAGGGAUAUCCAUUUAUGUCUUGGCACCAAUUGGCCCUUGAUAAAGAGUCUAUCAGACGCAGUCGCGCAAUAUUCGCGCUUAAUUUCGCUUAUCAUUCAGCUCAUGUCAAUAUUCUAACAGUGUAUCAGCCAGUCCUCACAUUAGAGGAUAUAGUAGACAAUGUGCCAAAUCAUGAUUGUGCGCGCAGCUCAAGCGCACAUUACCCGACCCUAGAGCACUUCCACGCACCUCACAUCGCCCCAUUAGGGCGCGCUUUCAACUUGUACCACAAGGUGCAAGAAUUCAUUCCACCAGUCACCAGUCUGCCAUCACGUCACAUUUGA
Molecule: messenger RNA, 1698 nt
Organism: Suillus subaureus
Lineage: Eukaryota; Fungi; Basidiomycota; Agaricomycetes; Boletales; Suillaceae
Exons: 6
Coding region: 1-1698 (565 amino acids)
Source: RefSeq, a predicted model, not a curated record